Messenger RNA from Aspergillus nidulans FGSC A4, 1183 nucleotides. RefSeq names its product protein ahpA. The record is from RefSeq and is a predicted model, not a curated record. The coding region runs from base 302 to 1183 and encodes 293 amino acids. The transcript is spliced from 3 exons. NCBI's taxonomy places the organism in Eukaryota, Fungi, Ascomycota, Eurotiomycetes, Eurotiales, Aspergillaceae. Gene Ontology annotation, cellular component: nucleus. Gene Ontology annotation, molecular function: DNA binding. Gene Ontology annotation, biological process: regulation of DNA-templated transcription.
CCUUCCUUCGGCUUGGUUUCCUCCAACUGUUCAACUCUUCUCUCCUUACCAUCAUCAUCUCCCCUCACCAACUCCAACUAUUUCAGAUUCCGCUUGCCCCUCUCGUCGGGUGGUACAAUAACGCUUGUCAAUAACGCUUGUUACAGCCGCGGGCCGGCUUCUGCUGUGCAAUAACACAUUCCACAUCUACCACCUUCUGCUUACCAUCUACAACCACCACUCUUCAUCUCUCAGCCAUCCGGCCCAAUCCCACUCGAUCGAAUUGGGUGCUCGGUCUCGAUUCGCUUAGAUCCCUUUUUCUAUGCCACCGGACCCUGACCGGAGGCGGAGUUCUAAUAGAAUGGCCAUUCCUUACGCAACCGGGCUGCCGGCCGACAACCAGCCUUUGCCGUCAUUUCGCGAGCUCCUCCCACCACAUCUUCACGAAGAGAUCGAAUCUACUUCAUAUUUUAACUCUCAACAUAACUCUCGGCAACCGCGCGAGCGUCCAGCAUCAUCACACGAAUUGGGUCUUAACUCGGUCCCAAGAGAGCAUGCUUCAUCGCGGUCUUCGCGUCCCAGUCCGGUGCUCCCACCAAUCCGCGAUCUGCAGUCGUACCCAGACCGUGCGACGGGCGUAUAUCCAGACCCCAGGGGUCUCCCGCCGCCGCCGGAAAUCACCGCCAGGCCUGUUGGUCCCCACGGAUACCCCCAUGCAGCGCCAGCCGUGCCUGGUCCACUGGCCGACAGGAAUGCCGACGCCUACCGCGGCGUGCCGCCAAUGCACGGUCAGGUGCGAUACCACUAUCCAUCGAUGGCGUAUCAGAGCGACCCGGACCACGCUUCCGUACCGUCGCUCUCGCACGCGCCUCAGUCGAAUUUCGGCAUUCUAGGGGAUUCCACCGACGCGAGGAACAGACGCCGCCGAGGGAACCUUCCUAAACCCGUCACUGAGAUCCUCAAGGCCUGGUUUCAUGCGCAUCUGGAUCACCCUUAUCCGAGCGAGGAGGACAAGCAGAUGCUCAUGUCCCGAACAGGUCUUACAAUCAACCAGAUCAGCAAUUGGUUCAUUAAUGCGAGAAGACGCCACCUUCCAGCCCUGCGUAAUCAAAGACGUACUGGCGGAAGCGACCUGGAUGAACGACAGUCGUUGAGCGAUAUGGAACAAACGUCGCCUGAGCCAUCACCUCAUCGAAGACUAUGA